Molecule: messenger RNA, 1524 nt
Organism: Aspergillus tubingensis
Lineage: Eukaryota; Fungi; Ascomycota; Eurotiomycetes; Eurotiales; Aspergillaceae
Product: PH domain protein
Exons: 4
Coding region: 1-1524 (507 amino acids)
Source: RefSeq, a predicted model, not a curated record
AUGUCGACUCCUGUCAGUCCCGUGGAGCAUAAGCUCCCUCAGCGUUCGGGGACCGUCACUAGCGCCAUGACUGGUGUCAGUCGUCGGACUUCCAUGAGUGAUGACGAGGCCAUUCCCGGCUCUGAUAGCAAUGAGACCACGAACCUCCUCCUCGAGCGUCUCCGUGCUUGGAAGCACAUGUGUGGAUAUUUGGAAGAGUAUGUGUCUGCGACGGCCAAGGUGUCCAAGUCGCAGUCCAAGGACUUUGAGAAGGUUUUGAAGACUGUGAACGAACCUCUGCGGGAAAGCCACCAUUUCUCCCAGAGCGCCGGCGGCGUUUCUUCUUGGUUUGAGAACAUUCGCGCCAACACUCAGGGCAUGGUGAACCUGUACCUUGACACUGAGAGGAACCUCAAGGGCUCCGUGCUCCCGACCUUGGAGCGUCUUCACAAGGAAAUCAAGGCCAAGUCGAAGGAAUUGCACAACGGCGCUGCAAAGGGCGCUAAGGCUGUCGACAAGGCUCGCGGUGUCACUCAGAAGCACAUUGAGCUCCUCGCUCAGCACACGGCCACACUCGACGCUGCGUCCCAUAACAAGAUCGACACGGCCCAUGACCCUUACAUUCUCCGUCGAGGUGUCACCCACCGCCUGAACAAGCAGGUUAUCGAGGAGAACAACAACCGCCAGGACCUCAUCGCUGUGCAGAACAACUUCCAGCAGUUCGAGGCCCAUGUCCUGCAGACCGUCCAGGGCGCUAUGGAGCAGUUCGUCGUCUACAUGGGCGGCCAGCUCGACCGUCACCGCGCCAUGUACACGGACAUUCUGUCCUCAGCGCAAAAGGUUCCCCCAGACUUCGAAUGGGUCAACUUCAUGACCAGAAACGACCACAUCCUCGUCAACCCCGACGCCCCGCCGCGCUCCCUCUCCAACAUCACCUUCCCCAACCAGGAGCAUCGCGCCACCAAGCCCUUGAUCGAGGGCACUCUGGAGCGCAAGUCCCGCGCCAUGCUCAAGGGCUACAGCAGCGGCUUCUACGUCGUGACCCCCGCCCGCUACCUCCACGAGUUCAAAGACAACGACGACCUCCGCCGCGACCCCGCUCCCGAACUUUCCCUCUACCUGCCCGACUGCAUCAUCGGCGCCAUCGACGGCUCCAAGUUCAGCGUCAAGGGCAAGGACGUCUCCAGCGGCAAGGUCGGAAACGCCUUCCACACCAACACCGAGCUGAGCUUCAAGGCCGCCAACUCCAACGAGGCCGAGAAAUGGUGGACCGUCAUCAAGGACGCCACUCGCGCCCCGACGUUCGCUUCUAGCACCACCACCUCGCCAACCAGCCCUGUUGCGGCCGAGAGCUCCCAGCCCCCCGCUUACGUCGAGAAGGAAUCCGCUGCUGCUCAGCAGGAACCAGCCGCCGCUGCGUCCCCGACCACUCCCGCUGCUGUCUCUCGUACUAAUACUAGCGGCUCUGGCACUCUCCCUACUGCUUCUGGUGCCGCCGCCCCGGCAGCUGCACCUGCUACCACUGCUACGGAGGAUAAGGCGUGA